AUGUCCCAGUAUGUGUCCCGCACAGACUCCAAGGGAGCACUGGACAGCAGCAGCCCCGAAGCCAACACGGAAGAUGACAAGACCGAAGAGGACAUGCCUACACCCAAGAACUAUCUGUGGCUUACCAUUGUCGCGUGUUUUUGCCCAGCGUACCCAGUCAAUAUCGUGGCUUUGGUCUUCGCAAUCAUGUCUCAGAACAGCUACAAUGACGGAGACUACGAAGGAGCCCGGAGGCUGGGGCGGAAUGCCAAGUGGGUGGCCAUCGCCUCCAUCCUCAUCGGCCUGGUCAUCAUCGGUGUUUUCUGUGCGGUGCACUUCUCCAGGAAGUAA
This is a messenger RNA of Arvicola amphibius (Eurasian water vole), 330 nucleotides long. RefSeq names its product transmembrane protein 233 (gene Tmem233). Gene Ontology annotation, cellular component: membrane. The record is from RefSeq and is a predicted model, not a curated record. The coding region runs from base 1 to 330 and encodes 109 amino acids. The transcript has 2 exons. Lineage: Eukaryota; Metazoa; Chordata; Mammalia; Rodentia; Cricetidae.